AUGGCGACGCGGGAAAAGAGAAGUGAAGUGUGGAAACAUUUUACUACAAGCCAAGAAGACGAUAGUAAAGCAAUAUGUUUAUAUUGUGGUGCUGUAAUAUCACGUGGUGGUUCUUGCCGAUCAAGCUACACAACCACCAACAUGUUGCAUCAUGUUAAGACACGGCAUCCUCAGCAAUUUGCAUUUGCAGAAAGUACAAGCCAGGCGUGUUCUACUGAGAGGGAACAUUCGGUUGCUGGCCCUUCUCAGAAGAAAGUUAAAGUAAGUCUACUUCAACCAACACUGCAAGACGUAGUCGAAAAGAAAUUACUGUACAAUUCCAAUGAUCCACGAGCUCAGGAAUUUACCACAUUGAUUGCUGAAAUGAUAUGUGUAGACAUGCAACCAUAUGACAUUGUGAAUAAUGAUGGUUUUAGGCGUCUCAUGUCUAAAGCAGUUCCGAGAUACAACAUUCCUUCAAGGAAACACAUGGCCGAUACAGUAAUUCCAAAAAUGUAUGAGAAAGUGAAAAAUAAAGUUAGAGAGAGACUUUCUAAUCUUGUCAAUGUUGCUGUCACAACAGAUUUGUGGACAAGUGAGGCUUCGUCUCAGAUGAAUGAUUUCAUUAGUGUCACAGCCCAUGAAGCAGAGCUGUCUCAGAAGGUACAUUUCUGCCUUGAAGUUUUACCUUUUGAUGGUGAUUUGCACACUGCAGUAAACAUUGCAGACAAUCUCUUGCACAUAUUUGAAGACUGGGAGAUAGGCAAUAAAGUAUGUGCAGUUGUUACUGAUAAUGCAUCUAAUAUGAAAUGUGCCGUAAGAGAUCACCUCAAACGGCCUAAUAUUCCAUGCUUAGCUCACAGUGUUCAGCUUGUACUCAAAGAUGGGCUGCUGAAUCAACGUCCAGUUCGUGAACUGCUUGCGGCAUUCAGGAGCAUUGUAGGGCAUUUCAGUCAUUCAACAGCAGCCAAAAAAAUUCUUGUCGAUGCACAGAAAAAGGUAAACGAACCUCAGCACGUACUUAUUCAAGAUAUUGCGACACGAUGGGACUCUACUCUUCAAAUGUUACGACGUCUUGUAGAACAGCGUCUUUCCAUCACGGUUGCUCUCCAAAAUUGCUCGAAGUUUAGGUGUCAGAUUACAGCUGAAAAUUGGUUGCUUGCCGAGCAAUUAGUAGAUCUUCUUACAUACUUUGAAGAUGUGACCAAGACAGUCAGCAGUGAAAAAGCAUGUGUAGCAGAUGCUAUACCACUAGUCAACAGCCUAAAUCACAUGCUGGAAAUGAAGAUAAUGGAGGUUAAAGCCGUUAAAGGUGCCACUAAAUCUUUUGCAACCGAUUUGAAACAUUCACUCGGCUCACGUCUUGGUGAAUUGGAAAAGACUGAGAUUUUCCUAGUAGCUACGAUGCUUGAUCCUCGUUAUAAACACCAUCCAUUCCAAAAUCCUGACAGCAUUGAAACAGUGAAAAAUAGUUUGAAUUAUAGCAUGACACUGCAAAAAUGUGAUCAGACUUCUGAGUCAACUGGCACUUCUAGAUGUUACACAGAAGGGAAUUUGGCAGAUGUUCCAGAAAAUGGUUGAUAAGUCUAUAGCUGCUACAACAGCUUCAACUAGGGGUAAUGUAAUUGAAGAACUGGACAGUUACAUGAAGCAGCCAACAUUCGACCUAGGGACAGACCCGAUUGAAUUCUGGUUAAAAGAUGUAAAUUACCCACAUCUGAAGAAGGCAGCACUGAAAAAUCUUAUAAUACCCCUUGGAUCUGUGUGCUCAGAGAGAUUGUUUUCAUCAGCAGGAAACAUUCUCCAAGAGAAGCGCAACAUGAUGUUGCCUGAGAAAGCUUGUUUUUUAAAAUUCAAAUUUGCCAGUGUUGAAUUAUGACUACUAAAUGUCAACUGCGUGUUUCACAUGAUAUAUUUACUUUUAAGAAUAAAAAUAAAUAAUAUAAGCCUGUGAAGAUAUUUUAAUUAUUAGUAUUGCUUGAUAUAUUAUUAUUUGUUUAAUUUAGCUGUUGGAAAAUGAAAAUGUGAUAAAAUAAUCGGUAAUCGGUUUGUAUCGGUAUCGGCCGAUGUUUAUGUUGGUUAUCUGUAUCGUUUCGGUAAUGCCUUAUCGGUGUAUCACUAUUACAAAUCUCAAAAAAUUGCAAGUUCCAUGAAACUUUCUAAGUUAUUGUAAUAAGUUUAUCACAGCAACACCUCGUUCAAUGCUAUAGUUGCUUAUUAAAUUGUUUUUCAAAUAUUUGAAAAGCAAGUCAUGUUGCACUUUAGGCUGGCAGGGAUGAAAUUGGAUGGAAACCAUUGAAGGACAGGAGGAGAAUAGAGAAUUAUUAGGCUGUACAAGGUGGCGAAUGGUGAAGGUGGAUAGGUAGGUUCGGCACGUAAACUAACUGCAGGAAUGCUCAAGGGAAGAGGAACAACAGUGGAAAUAUACAGAGGGCGUGGAGGACAACAGUGAGGGUUAGACAGUCAAUGCUUGUGAGGACUGAGAGGGAGUAGAAUAUUCUGUGGGAGGAGUUGGUAAAUGUGAAGGAGGUUGGGAGAUUUAGGUAGGGUUUGGAGGAUUGGUACUGUGGGGAUAGUAACGAGAUCACUCACCACCUGGUGGUAGCCCAAUUGCAAGUAUAAUCUUUUAUAAUAGUAAUACUGGUCAUCCCAGAAGUGAAAAUUAAGAGAUUUAGGGAUUUCAUUGGUUGAAAACAACAUUCAUAACAAUGACAGGUGCAGGUUCCCAUUAAAACUUGGCAAUUAUAGUUGUCCUGAUCCAUCUACAAAUUAAGUUACUAGCAGCUAAUGUAAAUUAACUUAGGUCAUUGACAACAUGCAUAACAUAUUGACUUCAAAAUUGUAAGAUUUCACUACAGAAAUUUUAAUUAUUUUAUUGUAAGUAACUUUUUUUUAUUUUUAUAUUGCUCAUCCUUUUGUUUCUUCUAACUAUUAAAUUUGACAAAAUUUGUUUAUGCAUUCAUGUGUAUUGUGUGUAAUGUAAUGGCAUGAGUUUCAGGUAUUCAGUAAAAUAUAUAAACACCCACACUACUCCCUGUACUCUCUAGCGUAUAGGGAGCCUACACUAAGUUCAGUACAUUACAGCAUCUCUAGAGGAACAAUGAAGACAUAUAUGGUAUUAUUUCCUAUUUCAUUAAAAUUACAAAUUUUUAAUCAUGACACAAAGGCAAUACUUACUUGCAACAGACCUGAGUUCAUGACAUUCCAUCUUCCUUUUCACAUGUCUUCUUGUAGAAGAAAUACGUGGAGGAGGAUUUGGUAUGUUGAAGAGGGUGGGGACAGCAUGACUAUGUCUUCUGUUCUUCAAAUCGUUCAAAAACAUUCUCUCUUCGAAGUGGUCGCUACAUAUUCUGCAGUUCUUGUGCAGAUAUGCUGAACUUUUAUCAUCAAGGUCGGCACGCCUACAUGCAACAACCCAUUUCCUGCACCUAGUAAAAUUAAACCAAACAGUUACAUUUUCAUAUUUGCUUUAUGAAACUAAAUACAAAAAAACUUACAAAGACUACAGGCAGAGAUUUCAUAAACAUAUUGAAUAACAACACGAUUCAACCAAAUGCUCAUUAUUUCAUUUAUUAGCCACACAAGAAUACUCUAAGCAAAAAAUUAAUUCAUUUUAGAAAUGUGAUGAACAACUGUAAAUUAAUUUGUCGAAGUUCUUUUUAUAGUGGUAGGUAGUUAAUUAUUUUAAUAUUAGGCUUAUGUUUGUCUAGUAUGUAAGAUGAGCAUUAGGGCCUACUGUUUGGGAUCAUUCAAAAUAAGGUAGUCCAAAACUUGUUCCUUGGUGAUUUUGAAAAUCCCUCUUUGUGUUGUAACACUAUGAGGUUGGAACUUUAGACAUCCGCCUAAUAUUACUCAAAUUUUUUUUAUUGCCCUUUUUUUGCAUUGGUAAAAUUAAAUAUGCUGGCGUAAUUGCUAGGUAAACAAAUUUUUAUUAUUAUAAAUAUUAUAUGGCAAAUUUUUACUUGUUAGGGUUACAAUUACGUUUGGUUAGGUUUACCUCAGGUUAGGUAACCGAACUGAUUACUUUUCAUGUUAAUGAAAUCAUUACUCAACACUAUAUGUACCCACAUGAAAAAAGUACAUAUAAAUGAGAAUUUUACCCCAUCACUUAUGUUUUAAAGCAAUCUGAUGGUUUUACUCGAACACUUAUAGGUCUAUAAGCAGCUAUUUUAUUUUAACACGCUACACCAAUUUUAAUCGAGAUAAUUCCUAUAUUCGUUUACUGCAUAAGUUAACAAACCCACAUUACACUCUAAAAUAUUACUGAUAAUUAAGAUAUAACAAAUAGAAGAAGGAAAGUAACAGCCACAUUUUGCAAGUUGUGGAAUCAACAUUGCAGAACUUAGAGGUACUAGGUUGACACGUUAUUUUUACUUACAGUAUUUCAUCUAUAGGAAAUCUGAAGAAGUUUCUUUUUUCAGGUUGACCACUGUUGUUUGAACAGUUUGGUGCCGAGCACCAAGUGGCUCCAAAACGUUUACGAAACUCAUUCAUUUUCAUAAAACUGAUCUCUGCAGCAUCCCAAAGUUUAAAACGCUAUACCAACGCCAGAAUUAUACUUGCCACAAAAAUGGCGGCUAGCCUACGAUGUGUCAACAUGGCGAGUUCGGGUGUGCACAGCUGAUUUCGCCUCUGGUUCUUAUCUCCUCUGUGAUGCUAUAUAGAGUGUAUUAUUGUAUAGAAAACAAGGUAAACCAACCAAAGUCAAGCAUUUUCAACGUUUUAAGGAGUUUUUCGUUAAAUCAAGUGACAUUAUAAAGAGUUUACACUGUAUUAGUAAACUAUAAAAAUAAAAAAAGGAAAAUUUUUUCCCUUCUAGGAAGUUUUCCCAGCUAAGACUUUUUUGACAGACCCUUGAAAAACAUCUUAACAAAGUUUCACUGUAAUGCCUAUAACUUUAUACAAUAUGCACAUUUUUAGUCACCUUGCAGAAUUCUUUUAAACUCAAAACUGCUGCCUAAUUUUAGGGAGAUUUGUGUUGUAAUUUUAAUUUUUGGGGCUGGGUCAUUCCAUGUCAAAUCAACACACUUUUAAUAAAAUUUUUACCUCACCAUCUCAGAUUUUGAUGAAAUUUUGCACAGAUGUUACCUCCAUACAGACUAACGAAAAUAUAAAAUUUUAGAAUUAUAUAUCCAUCUGUUUUGAAAAUAUUGCUUUGUAAAUUUUCCAAAAAACACUCAAAAACACACGAUAGGCAUAUUUUAAAAUUACCAUAACUCUUCUCCAAAUUAAGUUAGAAAGGUGAGACAGGUGUCAUUUUGCAGCAUUUGGUAUGGCCUUUCAUGUGAUAUGUAACACAAUAAUGUCUAGAAAAAAAAUAAUUUUCAAAAUAAUUUGUAAAAUUUAAAUUUAAAAUAUUGGAAAAAGGGCAUUUUUAAUUUUUUUCAAAAAACUCUAUAAAAUUUUUUGUACAAAUAUUACAUUGUCUACAAAGUUUCAAAGUGGAGAGUUAAUGGGUUCAUAGUAAAAUUAAUUGGUAAUUGUAACCAUAUUUAUACUUUACUUUACCCAAUUGUGAUAUUUAACCAUUUUUCUAAUUAUAAUAAGUUAUGUUGAAAGUAUAAACACAUAAAAUUGAUUACAAAUCACUAAUGACACAAUUGUAAUUAAUUCUAGUGCUACACUUUGCUUGUCUCUGAUACAGGAUUUCAAAGAUUAGUUCAGACAAGCAUCCAGCUACUUGGGAUUCCCCUCAAUUUGCUUUGGGAUUUCCCUAGUUUUGGGAUUCCCCUUACUUUGGGAUUCUCCUUCCAUUGCCUUGGGAUUCCCUUAGCUCUGUGAUAUCCUUGCUUUGCCCUGGGAUUCCCCCCUAGCUCUUUCAGAGUACUGUACAGUAGUGGUUUCAGCUAGUUUAUGCUAGGAGUCUGUAUUCUGAUGUAGUAUCAAAUUUGUUAGUACAAGUAUCAGUGCUACGCCUAUAUAAAAUGUGACCAUUUGAUUUAUAUUAUUGGUGGAGUUUAUACAUUCUGAAUUGAGAAUGUUGAUAUUUAUUUUUAAAAAGGUAAUGUGUUCAUCAUGAUAGUGACUGGAACCCUAUGAAAAGGUGGGCAGUUUAGGGUAAGAAAUGGCCCUCAGUGAAUCAUUUUUGAAGUUAGUUUUUUAAUCCAUUAAAAAAAAGCAAUCACAACAUUAAGGAAAAAAGAAAGUUAAGGAAUAUUACUAGUUGGAUGUGCAGUUUGUUUUCUGGAUUGCCAAAGGGAGCAAAAAUUUGUGAUAGCUGUAGAAUAGAAAUUACAACAUUACAAACUGCUGCUGCUUCUUCUUCUACUCACCAGGAUAAAGAAUCAAGUUCAGAUUCUGAUAAAUAUCCCAGUUUUUCUGCAUCCUCAGAGGUGAUUGGUUCAUUAAAUAUUUCACUAGAAGGGCUAGGAGAAUCUCCUAUUAAUAGGAAAAAAUUCAAAUCAAAAAGUUAUGCACCAGAAAAAUUAAAACAAUUGACUCCACAAUCAAAAGGAAAACUUUUUGAGUUGCCAGAUAAUUUCUCUGAGGAUGAUGGUGAAUAUUUAGAGGAAUCAGUUUUGCAAAACCUCAAAGCCAAUUUCUUUGAGUUCUACUAGUAGGAGCAAGAAGUUAAUGAUAUUAACCUGUUUACCACCAAAUUGGGGAGUUAGAAAAAUAAUGCGAGGGUUUGAUGCGCCUAACUGCAUGGUACGACAAUCAAAAAAACUCUUGGCUGAAAAAGUAAUGUUAGAAAGUCCUAACCGCAAACCAGGAAAACACCUCUCAGAAGAUGUAGUUGAAGCUGUCCAUUUAUUUUAUGAAAAUGAUGAAGUCGGUAGAGCGAUGCCUGGUUUUAAAGACUCCAUAACAGUCACUGAACCUAAUAAAAAUAAAUAAAAAAUAUCAAAAAGACUUAUUUUGUGCAAUCUGAAAGAGGGAUACACUUUAUUCAAGGAGAAAUUUCCAAAUAUUGAAAUAGGUAUUUCAAAAUUUGCGGAGCUUCGUCCAAAGCAUUGUAUUUUAGCGGGUUCUAGUGGGACACAUGCAGUGUGUUUAUGUACAAUCCAUCAAAAUGUCAAAUUGAUGAUUGAAAAUGCAAGAUUAUGUGAUUUAACAGAUGGAGAAUUCAAAACCUUUGAACAUUGCCUACCAAAAAUGGUAUGCAAUCCACCAACAAUACAUUGCAAUAUUGGACUUUGUACAUAUCGUCCUGGUACUGCAGCAAUACGGACCGUCCUUGAGAAGUCAUUUGAAGAGCACCUGAUACGAAAGAUCACAUUUGGGCAGUAGAUUUCAGUUGACCGUUGCAAUUUAGAAACACUGCAGAAAUCAUCAGCAGAUUUCAUAGAUUUACUCUGUGACAAGCUGUCACUCUUAGUCCGCCACGACUUUAUUGCAAAACAACAGACCUCUUUCAUGAAUCACUUAAAGGAAAAUUUAAAAGAAUCUGAAUUUGCCAUUACACUCGACUUUUCAGAAAACUACAGUAUGGUUGUACAAGAUGAAGCCCAGACUUACCACUGGACUAAGGGACAUGCCACAAUUCACCCGUUUAUGAUAUAUUAUAAAGGAGAAAAAAGAAUUGAACAUUUGAACUACGUUGUAAUUUCUGACUGCCUAGAGCACAAUACAGUUGCUGUUUACACAUUUCAAAGAAAUUUGGUUGCUUUUUUGAUUACAAAAUUUAAAAACGUUCCUCGUAAGUUCUUUUACUUUUCAGAUGGGUCUGCUGCCCAAUAUAAAAAUAAGAGAAAUUUCAUCAAUUUGUGUUCUCACAAGCAAGACUUCAACAUAUCAGCUGAAUGGCAUUUUUCAGCCACAGCUCACGGUAAAGGGCCUUGCGAGGGAGUUGGAGGUACAGUUAAGAGAUUAGCAGCUAAAGCUAGCCUGCAACGGCCCUACGAAAACCAGAUAUUUACCCCUUUCCAGCUUUAUGAAUGGGCAGUAGAAAAUAUUUCUGGUAUUAAUUUCACUUUCACUACACAAGAGGAUUACGUAGAGUCAGAAAAAUUUUUAAAAGAUCGUUUCAAUCAGGCGAUUACCAUCCAAGGAACUCAGCAAUAUCAUGCAUUUAUACCUGUUGACUCAAGCACAUCAAAAAUUAGUGUGAAAAUAUUUUCUGGAGCUACACAUUCAACACAAGUAACUGUUACAAGAUCACUAGACAAACCGCAAAUAGGAGACGUAAAGGGUUAUACUGCAGUUGUAUAUGACAAGAACUGGUGGCUAGCUUAUCUUAUGGAGAAAAACGAAGAAAUUGAUGAAGUGAAAGUAACAUUUCUCCACCCUGCUGGACCAUCACUAUCCUUUUCUUAUCCAGGGAAACCAGAUGUAUUAUGGAUUCCUCUCACAGAUGUGUUAUGUACAGUAAAUCCUGUGACACCAACUGGAAUAAUUGAUGUGCUAUCUGAAAAUGACACUUUAAAAACCAAUGAGGAAUUUUUCAAGAACUGUAAUCAAACAUGUGAGUGCUAAUUUCCUUUCUUCAAUUUAUUUCUCAUUUUAAAUUAUUGUGCAGGGGAAUCUUGCAUAUAUUGUACUUCAGCAUAAAGUAUUUCUCAUUUAAAAUAAAUUCCCUGUAAAAUUUAAUUAAUAAAUUGUUCACUUAAAGAUACUUUCAGUGUACAGAAUAUAAUUAUCUGAUUUUUUUUGUGUAUUUUACAACAAAAUUUUACUGUAUUCUGUUAUGCUUUCCUUUGCUGCCAACAUUUAACCUGAGGUUUGACAAAAAGGGCCUUUGUUUUCAAUUAAUUUUACUAUGAACCCAUUAACUCUCCACUUUGAAACUUUGUAGACAAUUUAAUAUUUAUACAAAAAAUUUUAUAGAAUUGUUUGAAAAUAAUUAAUACUGCACUUUUUCCAAAAUUUUAAAUUUAAAUUUUAAAAAUUAUUUUGAAAAUUAUUUUUUUUUCUAGACAUUGUGUUACAUAUCACAUGAAAGGCCAUACAAAAUGCUGCAAAAUGACACCUGUCUCACCUUUCUAACUUAAUUUGGAGAAGAGUUAUGGUAAUUUUAAAAUAUGCCUGUCGUGCUUUUUUUGAGUUUUUUUUUUUUUUUUUUUUUUUUGGAAAAUUUACAAAGCAAUAUUUUCAAAACGGAUGGAUAUAUCAUUCUAAAAUUUUAUAAUUUUGUUAGUCUGUAUGGAGGUAACAUCUGUGCAAAAUUUCAUCAAAACCUGAUAUGGUGAGGUAAAAUGGGUGUGUUGAUUUGACAUGGAAUGCCCCGGCUUAGUGCAGAAAUUUAGAGGUCUUUUAUAGUUGACGUAUUUAUUUAUUGUGAUAAGUAGACUUUUCUGAAUAAAGGAUUCCUGCAAUGGUGAUUUAGGGCUUCCCAGUUUUUCAAAAUAAUGUAUAAAUUGUGUUAUUUGCUGUGUCCAUUUACUCACUUUCUUUUGGGAAAAUGAGAAGACUUCAGACUUAAUUAAAAUACUUUAGAAUGCCUAAGUUGUAGAUUGAUACCAUAUCUAGGUUACGAACAUGAUAUUAAAGAUUGUUACUUACCAUUAACAAGUAUUAGGUGCACAAUACUAAAAAAAUAUGAUCAUGCAUAAAUCCCAUGUACGAAUAUGGUCCUAUUAGACUGCUGAAAGUCAUUACUGCGACAUAGUUUUAAACAGGCAAAAAAUAAAGAUAAUAUACUAAAAUCACAUAUAAUCAUCUUAAAAAAAUACAUGAAUUUGGAGAGGCAAUUUUUUUAAUUACUAAACCUAAGGGUUCAUGAUAAUAUACUGCAUGGUGCUUGCAAAGAAUAAGGAAGAAUAAGCCAAGCGAUGCCUUGGGACAAGAAAAAGGCAAGCCAGUUAAUGGCAGGCCUCAAAGCAGGGAGGUUAUAAAACAACAAAAAUAUAUACAAUAUUCUCUCUAUAAUAUAGCUCUUCACUUCUCCGGUCCUCCCAGUAAUCCAGCAUUUUUAUACAGGCAGCUACCAAGCAGGUAGCUCGGUAAUUUCGAGCAUGAAUUGGAGAAGUGGCCGCUUGUCGUAGGGUCAGUGACAUCUGUGCGCGAUGUGUGUGUCUACUUGUCUGCCUAAUGCCAUUCUGUUCCUUACUCUGCUUGCUCGCUGACGUGCUGUAUUUUGUCAGGGUAAUUUUGUGUGUUUGCAGUGCUGUGAGUUAAAAAUGCCCCUACAGUGUGUGCAUAAACACAAAACAUUAUCACAUGUGGAUAAAAACAAGAUUUUGAAACUGACUCGAAAAAGGUUCAAUGUUAGUUUUGCUGAAGAAUAUGGAGUUGUUUGUGCUAUAAUUCAUGACAUAAGAAUGAACGGUAACAAGAUAAAGACUUUCUAUGAAAAAAAAAAUGAAAAUGUGAAAAGUGUGCAGAAAAAACUGAAAACUUGCCAGUUUCCACAAUUUGAAGAUAGCCUUCAUUUUUGGUUUUUACAAGAACACAAUAGGCACACACCUAUUUCUGGAGACAUUGUAAAAGGGAAAAGUUAGAUUUUUCCACAGAUAAAUCACGAAAUAAGAUGACUUUCAGGCCAGUGAGGGCUGGUUGGAAAAUUUUAAAGACGUUUAGGUAUUCGGCUGUUGAGUACAACGGGUGAAAAGCUGUUAUGUGAUGUUGAUGUGGUCGAGCCAUACAAAGAAAAGUUCAAAAAGUGAUUGAAGAAAUUGCUUUAACUCCUGACCAAGUAUACAAUAUGGACAAGAUCAGUUUGUUUUGGCAGCUUUUAGCUAAAAAAAAAGUAUGUUCACUGUGCUGAAGAUGUGCCCUGGACAAAAGCUAGCAAAGAACAAAGUCACUUUUAUGCCUUGUUCAAAUGAAAAUGGUAAACAUAAGAUGAACAUGUUAGUGAUUGGUGAGGCAAAAAACCCUAGGGCAUUUAAGGAUGUUCAACUUCCUGUUGAUUACAAAAACCAAAGUAAAAUGUGGAUGACCAAGUUAUUGUUCUGAGAAUGGUUGGACAAACUAUGUGUACCAUCACUAAAGAAUUUCUUAAGAAACAGAACUUUCCACAAAAAGAAUUACUUAUUUUGGACAGUUGCCCCAAUCACCCUCAUUAAGAGAAUUUAAACUUAAAAGACAGUUUUAUCUGUGUUAUGUUUCUACCUGUGGACCAAAAUGUAAUCCAAGCAAUUAAAAUGCAGUACAAAAAGAGCCUUUUGUACAAGGUUUUGUCUAAGGAUGACAGUGAGAUAAAAACAUUAAAAGUUAAUUAACCGGAAAUAUGUUGUCUACUCACUUGCGAAUUUGUGGGUAAACCUAAUUAAAAAAUGAUGGUUUUCGUAGGGAAACUUGUGGCCUAACAUGAAAUUGUUAGAGCAAUACAAGAGAAAGCCAAACAAUACAACCAUUCUUGAUAUUGAUAAAAAGCUCUUGAAUGCAGCUGAUAAUGUUUUGACAACCAAUGUCGUCAGCAAGUGGUUGAUGUGAUGAAGAGGAAAUUAACCAGUUUUUGACAGACAAUGAUUACAUAGAGGCUGAGACCACAAUAGGAGAGGAUGAAGAGUAAAAUGUGGAGGGCAAGUGACACCAGCUAUACAAACAAAACUUCAUGACGCAGUCAUAGAUGCCCUUGCUAUGUGUAUUACCUGGGCAGAAUAAAAUGGUAUAUCCGCGAGUGAAAUUUAAGUAUUGAAGCAACUCAAGAACAAGUAUACAAAAUGUCAUUUAAAGUGAAAAA
Messenger RNA from Bacillus rossius redtenbacheri, 11545 nucleotides. Its product is annotated as zinc finger BED domain-containing protein 4-like. The coding region runs from base 1 to 1560 and encodes 519 amino acids. NCBI's taxonomy places the organism in Eukaryota, Metazoa, Arthropoda, Insecta, Phasmatodea, Bacillidae. The record is from RefSeq and is a predicted model, not a curated record. Gene Ontology annotation, molecular function: DNA binding. The transcript is spliced from 2 exons.